AUGGCAUCCCUGAUACAAGACCGGCUGACCACUGAUCAGGACCUGCUGCAAAUGCAAGAAGGCACACUGAUGCGCAAGGUGAGAUCGAAAAGCUGGAAGAAGCCAAGAUACUUCAGACUUCAGAAUGAUGGCAUGACAGUCUGGCAUGCUCGUCAGGCUAGGGGCAGUGAAAAGCCCACCUUCUCAAUCUCCGAUGUGGAGACAGUGCGUAAAGGUCAUGAUUCUGAGUUGCUGCGCAGCCUGGCAGAUGAGUUCCCCCUGGAGCAGGGCUUCACCAUUGUCUUCCAUGGCCGCCGUCCCAACCUGGAUCUGAUUGCCAACAGUGUUAAGGAGGCCCAGAACUGGAUGCGUGGACUCCAGCUUUUGGUGGACCUUGUUACCAGCAUGGACCAAAAGGAGCGGCUGGACCAACCUGGAUGGUUGAGUGAUUUGUUCCAGCGUGGAGACAAAAACCAAGAUGGUCGGAUGACUUUCGAAGAAGUUCGGCGGUUGUUGCGUCUGAUGAAUGUGGAAAUGGACCAAGAAUAUGCCUUUGGUCUUUUUCAGGAAGCAGACAUGUCCAAUUCUGGGACUCUAGAAGGAGAAGAAUUUGUAUAUUUCUAUCAGGCAUUGACAAAGCGCACUGAGGUGCAUGAAAUGUUUGAACAAUUUUCUGAUGAUGGGCAGAAACUGACCCUGCUGGAAUUUGUGGAUUUCCUUCGAGAGGAGCAGAAAGAAAGAGAGCGAGCCUCUGACCUUGCUCUGGAACUCAUUGACCGCUAUGAGCCUUCAGAAAGUGGCAAACUGCGGCAUGUGCUGAGCUUGGAUGGCUUCCUCAGCUACCUCUGCUCAAAGGAUGGAGACAUCUUCAACCCGGCCUGCCUUCCCAUCUACCAGGAUAUGACUCAACCUCUGACCCACUACUUCAUUAACUCCUCUCACAAUACUUAUCUCGUUGGGGACCAACUUUGUGGCCAGAGCAGCGUCGAGGGAUAUAUACGGGCCCUGAAACGAGGGUGCCGCUGUGUGGAGGUAGAUGUAUGGGAUGGACCUAACGGGGAACCCAUUGUUUAUCACGGACACACCCUGACUUCCCGAAUCCUGUUCAAAGAUGUUGUGGCCACAGUUAAACAAUAUGCCUUCCAGGCAUCAGAAUAUCCACUCAUCUUGUCCCUGGAGAACCACUGCACCUGGGAGCAGCAGCUGACCAUGGUACGCCAUCUGACUGAGAUCCUGGACGAUCAGCUGCUGAGUUCCACCUUGGAUGGGCUGCUACCCACUCAGCUUCCCUCACCUGAGCAGCUUAAAGGGAAGAUCUUAGUGAAGGGGAAGAAGUUAGGAACACUUGAGGAUGAUCUUGAAGAUGAGGAAGAAGUGACAGAACCCCAGCUGGAGAGACAGCAGGGGUCAGAACUGCCAUUGGGGUCCCCCUCCGAGCCUGUGACACUGGAGCUGAGCCACCUGAAUAAGGACAAAAAGAAGAAAUCCAGGUCCGUCUUGUGUCCAGCCCUCUCUGCCCUGGUUGUCUACCUGAAGUCUGUCUCAUUCCGCAGCUUCACCCAUUCAAAGGAGAACUACCACUUCUAUGAGAUAUCGUCCUUCUCUGAAACCAAGGCCAAAAGCCUUGUCAAGGAGGCUGGCAAUGAGUUUGUGCAGCACAAUGCCUGGCAGUUAAGCCGUGUGUAUCCCAGUGGUCUGAGGACAGACUCAUCCAACUACAACCCCCAGGAACUCUGGAAUGUAGGCUGCCAAAUGGUGGCUAUGAAUAUGCAGACUGCAGGGCUUGAAAUGGACAUCUGUGAUGGGCUCUUCCGCCAGAACAGUGGCUGUGGCUAUGUGCUGAAGCCAGAUUUCCUGCGUGAUAUCCAGAGUUCCUUCAACCCGGAGAAACCCCUCAGUCCUUUCAAGGCCCAGACUCUUUUGGUCCAGGUUAUCAGUGGUCAGCAACUCCCCAAAGUGAACAACACCAAAGAGAGGUCCAUUGUGGACCCACUGGUGAGAGUGGAGAUCUAUGGCAUCCGUCCAGACACAACCUGCCAGGAGACCAACUAUGUGGAGAACAAUGGUUUUAAUCCCUACUGGGGUCAGACACUGUGCUUCCGGGUGCUGGUACCUGAACUUGCUAUGCUGCGUUUUGUGGUUCAGGAUUAUGACUGGAAAUCCCGAAAUGACUUUAUUGGUCAAUAUACCCUGCCAUGGACCUGCAUGAAACAAGGUUACCGCCACAUACACCUGCUCUCUAAAGAUGGCAUCAGCAUCCACCCAGCUUCCAUUUUUGUGUACAUCUGCAUCCGGGAAAUGGAAGAGCUUCAACCUGGGGAGUCUGAAUUCUGA
Molecule: messenger RNA, 2313 nt
Organism: Marmota flaviventris (yellow-bellied marmot)
Lineage: Eukaryota; Metazoa; Chordata; Mammalia; Rodentia; Sciuridae
Source: RefSeq, a predicted model, not a curated record